Molecule: messenger RNA, 3363 nt
Organism: Solanum stenotomum
Lineage: Eukaryota; Viridiplantae; Streptophyta; Magnoliopsida; Solanales; Solanaceae
Product: putative late blight resistance protein homolog R1A-10
Exons: 1
Coding region: 142-2769 (875 amino acids)
Biological process (GO): defense response to other organism
Molecular function (GO): ADP binding
Source: RefSeq, a predicted model, not a curated record
UAUAUAUAAAAGAAAGACCUUUGUACUUUCUGUUUUUUUAAAUUGUGACAAUUCAUCCAUUUCAUACUGAGAGAUAUUCUUCCUUCUUCUUUGUGCAGAAACUCAAUAUUUUGAUCAGACACAUAAGAGAGAUUAAGCGAUAUGUCUUAUGCUGCUAUUACUUGUCUUAUGAGAACCAUACACCAAUCAAUGCAACUUACUGGACGUGAUUUGCAACCGUUCUAUGAAAAGCUCAAAUCUUUGAGAGCUAUUCUGGAGAAACCAUGGAAAGCAACAGACGAUCUCGAGGCAUUAACAAACUUGGAAGCUGAAAUCGCAGAGGUAGCAUACAGUGCAGAGGAUAUGGUUGACUCGAAAUCAAGAAAUGUUCUUUUUGCACAAAAGGCAAAGAAUAAAGCAAGAGCUUUCUGGGAACUCUGUUGUUCCUUGGAACAAGAGAUAGGACGCAUUGAUUCCCUCAUGAUGCAGUGGUUGGCAAUAUGGAACUGGUACAGUAAAAUCAAAGAUUUGAAAGCACGAAAGUUUUCUGUAGCAGCUAGUAUACCUGAACAUGCUGUAGAGAAGCCCGAGAAUAUAAUGGUUGGCCAUGAAAAUGAAUUCGAGAUGAUGCUCAAUCAAGUUGCUGGAGGAGAAAGGGAACUAGAAGUUGUCUCAAUUGUAGGUAUGGGAGGCAUUGGCAAAACAACUUUGGCUACAAAACUCUAUAGAGAUCCACGCAUUAUGUCUCACUUUGACAUUCUUGCAAAAGCUACUGUUUCGCAAGAGUACUGUGUGAGAAAUGUACUCCUUGCCCUUCUUGCUUCGACAAGUGAGGAACCUGAUGACCAACUAGCAGACCAACUGCAAAAGCGUCUAAAAGGCAAGAGAUACUUGGUAGUAAUUGAUGACAUAUGGACUAAAGGAGCUUGGGAUGAUAUAAGACAAUGUUUCCCAGACUGUAAUAAUAGAAGCCGAAUACUCUUGACUACUCGGAAUGUGGAAGUGGCUAGAUAUGCUAGCUCAGGUAAACCUCCUUAUCACAUGCGCCUCAUGGAUUUUGAUGAAAGUUGGAGUUUAUUGUAUGAAAAGGUCUUCGCGAAAAACUCUUUUCCCCCGGACUUUGAGCAACUUGGUAAGCAAAUUGCAUUAAAAUGCGGAGGAUUACCUCUAGCAAUUACUGUGAUCGCGGGACUUCUCUCCAAAACCGGCAAAACAUUGGAAGAGUGGCAAAGUGUUGCCGAAAAUGUAAGUUCAGUGGUAAGCACAGAUCUUGAAGCCCAAUGCAUGGGAGUGUUGGCUUUGAGUUACUAUCACUUGCCUUCUCACCUAAAACCGUGCUUUCUAUACUUUGCAAUUUUCCCAGAGGAUAGCCUGAUUUUUGUCAAUAAACUUUUGGACUUAUGGGUUGUAGAGGGAUUUUUGAAGGUAGAAGAGAUGGAAAAUAUAGAAGAAGCGGCAGAAAAAUGUUUGACAGAUCUUAUAGAUAGAAGUUUAAUUUCCAUCAGUCAUUCAAAAUUUGAUGGAAAAAAAAAGAGUUGUAGAAUGCACGAUGUGACCCGUGAACUCUGCUUGAGGGAAGCUCGAAAUGUGAAUUUUGUGAAUGUUCUCAGAGGAACGAGUAAUCAAAAUCCAAGUACACAAUCCAUCCAAUGUUCCUGUACAAGUCGAGGUCGGAUCAGUAUCCAUAAUGAGGAAGAACUGGUCAGGUAUCGUAACAGUGAGCCUCAUUCUAUUAUCAUGUUUGGAAAAUACCAACGCUUUGAGCCAGAGUUGCCUUUCAAGCUAGUAAGAGUACUAGAUCUUGCUUCUAUUUGCUGUCCAACUUUUCCCAGUCGAAUACUUUCUUUAACUCACUUGAGAUACCUAGAUUUGGCUUUUGAUCAUCGCGUAGGGAAGUUGCUACGAUUCGAAGAAGAGGGUCCCUCAUCAAUAAUAGAAAUUCCUCCAUCGAUAUCAAGCCUGUGUUAUAUGGAAACUUUUAUACUUCACUUUUCAAAUCCCUUUACUAAAACUGCUUUGAUAUUACCAUCGGAAAUUUUGAUGAUGCUGCAGUUGAGGCACCUCCGUUUGACCUGGAAUUACUUGCACUAUCAUGGAAUUAUAGGGAAAAGUUUGGUUUUAAAAAAAUUGCAUUGUCUCUCUGGAUUGAAUCCUAGGUACUGUACUGGUUCUUUCUUUAGACUAUUUCCCAAUUUGAAGGAGUUGCAAAUAUAUGGCUUCUUUAAAGACUUUUGUAGUUGCAAAGACCUGCAUGAUUUGCGCUACUUAGAUCAGCUCGAAGAAUUGGAAUUUCAUCUUGGAGAUCCUAUCAUUUAUGGUAGGAAAACUGUAGUGUUACCUUUGCUCAUACCUCCUCCAUGUGCUUUUCCACAAAGUCUUAAGAAUUUAGCUUUCACCGGACAGUUCUUCUUGCCAUGGAAGGAUUUGAGCAUUGUUGGUAAAUUACCCAAACUUGAGUCCCUUAAGCUGGAGACAUUUGCCUUCAUAGGCGACGAGUGGGAAGUAGCUGAGGAAGGGUUUCCUCGCUUGAAGUUCUUGCUACUGAAAGAUUUAUACUUCCGGCACUGGAGAGCCAGUAGUGAUCACUUUCCCUGCCUUGAACGACUGAUUAUUGAAGAAUGCGGGAAUUUGGACUCAAUCCCCCAAGAAUUUGCAGAUAUAACCACACUUACUCUAAUUGAAAUAACCAAGUGUGUACAAUCUGUUGGGAAUUCCGCUAAGCAAAUUCAGCAGGACAUUGAAGACAACUAUGGACGUUCUAUUGACGUCUAUACCCGUGAUUAUUUGUAAGACAUCUUCCUUGAUUUACUUCUUAUAAUUGUUUCUUGUAUUUGUGCUUCCAAACUAUAUAUUUUUAGUGCUGUGCCUAAUGUUAGAUUCUUUGGUUCUUUCUUUCUUUCUUUUGGAAAGACGUAAUAUAUCCAACUUUGGAUGUACACAAGUAGCUAUUUGAACUUGUAUAAAGUUGAACAGGUAGACAUAUGCAUUCUAUGUGGUGUUCUACAUGGCAAUUUGCGUCCUAUGUGGCGUCCUACGUGUAUUAUGCCACGUAAGACAUACAUUGAUGCUAAUUGAGGCCAAGUUAAAGGGCGAUCUUUAUGUAUUAUGCCUUUUGAAGGUAGCCAUACUUUCAUGAGUAGACAUGCCCAAUAGGAGUUGAAGUUAUGGGCAGUGAUACAUAAUUUUUCUGUUUUUAUCUGCAACAACAUACAACUCUUCAUAGCUAGAUCGAUAUAAUAACCUGGAUAAUAGAUAAAUUGCACCGAUAGUGUAAACGUUCUUUCUGCAGUCAUUGUGUAUAAUUUAAAUCCCUCCAAUAUUGUGUAACUUGUUAUUACUUGCAUGCUCAUUCUUGAUAUGUUUUUGCUCUUGUUCCUUAAUUUU